AUGCGGUUAGAUGUAAAACGACAACUCUUUGCCCGGUCGGAGAGGGUCAAGGGCAUUGACUUUCAUCCAACAGAGCCAUGGUCUAUAAUCAAGACAUUCGAGCUUACGGAUGUGCCUGUCAGAGCCGGUCGAUUCAUCGCCCGAAAGAAUUGGAUUGUUUGCGGGUCCGAUGACUUCCAACUCCGCGUCUACAAUUACAACACUUCCGAAAAGAUCACUUCCUUUGAAGCACAUCCAGAUUACAUCCGGUCAAUCGUCGUUCACCCGUCACAGCCGUUUGUCCUCACUGCUUCAGAUGACAUGACCAUUAAGCUCUGGGAUUGGGAUAAGGGAUGGAAAUGCGUGCAGAUUUAUGAAGGGCACAGCCAUUAUGUUAUGGGUCUAGCAAUUAAUCCCAAGGAUAUAAAUACAUUUGCUUCAGCCUGUCUCGACCGGACGGUGAAGAUAUGGAGCCUGGGAUCGCCGCAUGCCAAUUUCACCCUCGAGGCUCAUGAGACUAAGGGCGUGAACCACGUUGACUAUUACCCGCAAGCCGACAAGCCAUAUUUAUUGACGACUUCCGACGAUAAAACUGUCAAGGUUUGGGAUUACACCACCAAAUCCCUCAUAGCCACAUUGGAAGGCCAUACUAGUAAUGUGUCCUUCGCCUGUUAUCAUCCCGAACUUCCUGUAAUCAUCUCUGGCUCCGAAGACGGAACCAUCAAAAUCUGGCACGCCAACACAUAUCGACUAGAGCAAUCUCUAAGCUAUGGUUUGGAGCGAGCAUGGUGUGUUAGCUACCAGCGUGGCAAGCAAGGCAUUGCCAUGGGAUUUGAUGAUGGAGCUGUUGUGGUCAAGAUGGGUCGCGAGGAACCCGCUGUUUCUAUGGACGGAUCCGGAAAGCUGGUAUGGGCAAGACACAACGAGGUCAUCUCAACGGUUAUCAAAGGUGGCGAUGCAACCCUUAAAGAUGGUGCUCCUCUCACCCUGCCAACGAAGGAACUUGGCUCCUGCGAAAUAUAUCCCCAAACACUCAUGCACUCGUCUAAUGGACGGUUCGUUUCAGUCUGUGGCGAUGGUGAAUAUAUUAUCUACACUGCACUUGCGUGGAGAAACAAGGCAUUCGGACAAGCCCUGGACUUCGCAUGGGGAUCAAAAGAUAAUAGCAAUGACUACGCGAUUCGAGAGUCCACCACAAGUGUCAAGAUUUUCCGCAACUUCAAGGAGAAGAGUAGUGGUCUCGAUGUUGGAUUCCAAGCCGAAGGCCUGAUCGGUGGUGUUCUUCUAGGAGUCAAGGGCCAAGGGGGUAUUGGUAUGUUUGACUGGGAGACAGGCGCACUUGUGAGAAGAAUAGAAGUGGACCCUAUAGCGGUUUACUGGUCUGAAUCAGGAGAGCUAGUUGCUCUGGCUUGCGAGGAUGCAUUCUACGUUCUCCGAUUCUCACGCGAGGACUAUAUUGCUGGUCUCAACAACGGUGAAGCCGAUGAGGAUGGCGUUGAAGCCGCUUUCGAAGUGGUCACUGAUAUCAGCGAAUCCGUCCGGACCGGCGAAUGGGUUGGUGAUUGCUUCAUCUACACCAAUUCUACGAACCGCCUAAACUAUCUCGUCGGCGACCAAACAUACACAAUCUCCCAUUUCGACCAACCAAUGUAUCUCCUGGGCUACCUCACUCGAGACGGACGCAUCUACCUCUGCGACAAGGAUGUCAACGUAAUCUCCUUCUCCCUGUCACUCUCCGUCGUCGAAUACCAAACCCUCGUCCUCCGCGGAGACAUGGAUGCUGCCGCAGAGACCCUCCAUGACAUCCCCGCCGACCAAAUCAACAAAAUCGCCCGCUUUCUCGAAGGUCAAGGCUACAAGGAACUGGCCCUCGACGUCGCGACCGACCAGGAACACCGCUUCGAGCUCGCCCUAGCCCUUAACAAGCUCGAAAUCGCUAUCGAAAUCGCCCGUGCAACCGAUGUCGAGCACAAGUGGAAAGUCGUCGGCGACGCCGCCAUGGCCGCCUGGGAUCUCGCCCUAGCUCAAGAAUGCUUCUCCAACUCCAAGGACCUGGGUUCCCUACUACUACUGCACACCUCGAGCUGCAACAUGGACGGACUACGCCGUCUAGCCGACCAAGCCAGCGCUGCGGGCUCGCAUAACGUCGCCUUCACCGCGCUCUGGCAGCUAGGUGACGUCGAUGCGUGCAUUGAGCUUCUUGUGCGGACAAACCGAAUUGCUGAGGCUGUGCUGUUUGCACAGACUUAUAAACCCAGUCGGGCGGCGAAGCUUGCGGUGCGGUGGAAGGAGAGUUUGGAGAAAGCUGGUAAGACCAAGGUGGCGCGGAUUAUUAGCAUUCCGCCUGGUUCUGGCGUUGAGGGGGUUGAUGCGGAUGAUGAAUUGUUUCCUGAGUGGGAUGAGUAUUUGAGGCUGGAGACGGAAGGGGGUGCAAAGUCAGUGGGUUUGAUUGAUAUUAAUGGUGAUAAUGAUGCGGUGGAUGGGAAUGGGGAUGGGGAUGGAAAUGGAAAUAAAAAUGGGAAUGGGAAUGGGGAGGCGGAGGCGGAAGUGGAGGCGGAAGUGAAUGGGGAUUCGGAAUGA
Paracoccidioides brasiliensis Pb18 is the source of this 2559-nucleotide messenger RNA. RefSeq names its product coatomer subunit beta'. The record is from RefSeq and is a predicted model, not a curated record. Gene Ontology annotation, biological process: retrograde vesicle-mediated transport, Golgi to endoplasmic reticulum; intra-Golgi vesicle-mediated transport; intracellular protein transport. Gene Ontology annotation, molecular function: structural molecule activity; protein binding. Gene Ontology annotation, cellular component: COPI vesicle coat. The coding region runs from base 1 to 2559 and encodes 852 amino acids. The transcript has 4 exons.